Colletotrichum destructivum is the source of this 1155-nucleotide messenger RNA. RefSeq names its product Putative alpha/beta hydrolase-3. Lineage: Eukaryota; Fungi; Ascomycota; Sordariomycetes; Glomerellales; Glomerellaceae. The record is from RefSeq and is a predicted model, not a curated record. Gene Ontology annotation, molecular function: hydrolase activity. The coding region runs from base 1 to 1155 and encodes 384 amino acids. The transcript has 4 exons.
AUGACAGUCCCGAACGAAUCGAAACACGGACCAUGGCCAAGGCCGGUCGCCGGCCGGCUAGCGUUCUCUGCCGCCGACUACCCGGGGAUCGAUCCCGACUGGGUCCGUCUUUGGAACGAGCACGGUGGAGGGAUGGUCAGGGCCGACGAGGUGAGCAUCGAACGAUACCGAGAGUCGCCGGCGCAGUACAGCUUCACGUAUCCGACUUGCAGAGGUGAGUGUCCUGCAGCUACAGCUCACCCCUCCAAAAGCUAUGCUAAGAUUGAAUACAACCAAGGCCCCGACGUGUUCCAUGUGGAGGACUGCAAAGUCCCCGUCACACGCCCGGCUGGAAAGGUGACUGUGCGGAUCUACUCCCCCGAGGGACCGGGUCCCUUUCCCGUGCACCUCAACUUUCAUGGCGGUGGAUGGGUUCUGGGGGGGCUCAACAGCGAAGCUGCAUGGUGCCGGCACAUCUGCAACAAGGCCAACAUCAAGGUCAUCGACGUGGACUACCGCAUGGGACCGGAAUUCAAGUUCCCCACCGCCAUAUACGACUGCUGGGACACCGUCAGAUGGGCCGUUAAGCACGCAGCAGCCCUGAACAUAGAUCCGUCAAGCGUGUCGUUCGGAGGACUCUCCGCUGGAGGCCAGAUGUCGGCCGUGCUGGCCCACUUUGCCAGGGACGAGCACGUGGCGAUCAAGCUGCAUCUGAUGAUCGUGCCGGCGACGGACAUGAGGUACUGCCGCCGCAGGAUCGAGCGGCUCGACGAGUCCAACUGCCCGUACGAGAGCGCCCGCUUGUACCGCGACCUUCCCUGGGGGCCCCUCGGACGCGAGCAGUGGUUUCUGAAAUACUGGCUCGAGGACGACGACGACGAGCAGGAGAGGCUCCUCGACGAUUGGCGGCUCACGCCGGUGUUGGCGCCCGACUUGAGCAAUUUACCCCCGGCCCACGUCGUCACGGCCGAGUUCGAUCUGGAGAGGGACGAGGGGGAACACUACGGGCGCCUCCUCCGGGACGCCGGAAACCGGGUGUCGAUGAAGCGGUACGCGGGGGUGCCCCACGCGUUUGCGCACUACAACCAUCCCGAGCGGGGGCUCGCCAGGAGCUUCGAGUUCAUCGAAGACACUGCCCAGCUGCUCAGGGCGACCCAUUACAGGGAUGGAGCGUAG